AUGCCUCGCGCAGCACACGACCGCCAGCGUCUCGAGGCCGGCGACUCGCCGCCUCCUUAUCCCUCCUCGACGCUAGUCGUCCGCAGGCUGCUCCCCAACGCGAGCCCUGACGCCAGUCGUCCUCCUCGGUACAAGCCGCAGACUAUUCUUCACGAGCUUGAGGAGCGUGUGCGUGCCCUCAUCGCCCACCUCGACAAGAGCGACGACUGGCGACAUGUUCUUCCCGGCGCCGACCGACCGUGGAAGGGCCAAUUCCGCAUGCCGCCCCUGAACCGCAACGGCACCCUGUCGGACUGCGUCAACUCGUCGGUCGCCGUCUGGGACAGCUCGAUCGUCACCACCUGUCGGAUCAACAACGCCAUCGUGCCCGUCAUCGGCGCGCCCAUCCUCGAGCAUGGCCUGAAACAAGGCCAUGGCUUGUUCGACCUGUGGGUCAGCGGUGCAUGGACGCGCAGCACCAUCGACGUCUGCUUCAGAGUCGAGUGGACGCUCAAGGACUUUCACGAGCGCGACGUCAAGGUCGUGUUCGUCACGGCGGCGCUGAAUGAAGCUGGCGACCGCUCGGUCCGCUCGGCGCCCGUCAUCAACACGAUCCCGUCGACCGAGUCGCUCAACCUCGUCUCGACCGCCGCCAGCUCGACUCGGCACGCUCGCCAAGCAGGCGGACCGCCUUCUCGCCGGUCCUCGAGCGGAGCCUCAUCUCUCGCCCGCCACAGCGACUCGAGCGUCGACGUCGACGAGCUCCACGGCCUCAUGUCGUCGCCGGCCCUCGGGAACGACGACUCGUCCUCGACCCGGUCGUCGCAGGUCCAGCGCCGCAAGGCGCACCCGGUCAUGACGGCCGCAGAGCUCACUGCGCACGAGCGCAACCCGCCCGGCGUCCCGAGCAUGCGCCCCGAGGUCCCGCAGUACGCCAACUUCGACCUCGACCACCCUUCUCCUCCUCCGCACAACCCGCCGACCGUGUCCGACUCGACCCUGCGCCGCCUCGAGGACGGCAUCAAGGGCUUUGUUCGCUACAUGGACGAUUCUCGCGCGCCUGUAUUUCGCGGCCAACGCUCCGGGAGGGACCAGGAGGUUCACGUCGGCGACUUCACGCCCGCUGUCGCCCGAGACGAGCACGGCAAAGGCGCUUGGGUGCUCGAGGUCCUCGUCCACCUCAAGGGCUGCUGGACGCUCAUCCGGCCCGAGGUCGAGCUGUCACGCCCGAAUCAGGCGGGCGAGAAGAUUGUCCACCCGUUCGGCCCGCUCAAGUCGCACGCGUUCUGCCUGCCUGGCGGCACUCUCGACCCGCGAGACGAGCACACGGUCGUGUGCACCACUAGCGCUUCGAGGACGGCAAGAGCUGCUCGACCCGCCCGAUGGCGUGCGCCCGACCAAUGGACGUUCGUCUCUCGCUCGGGCGCUGCCGCGAGCGACCUCCACGCCCUGUCGCCGCACACCGAGUGCCACCGCGUCCUCGCGACCAAGUGGCACCUCCGCUCGGGCGUCAGGGCCAACAAGGCCGACUCGCACGCCGAGGUCCCGCCCGUCCACGUCACGUUCGCGCUCGAUGAGCCUUUCGAGGUGAGGAGCAGGAGGCGUGAGGACGAGGCGUACGCCGAGGUGUUCUCGCCCGGGCACGCUCGCAGAACGACGGCGAGGCGGUGGGAGGAGGGGCACGAGCGCGAGGGUCGGGCCUUCGAGUAG
Messenger RNA from Rhodotorula graminis WP1, 1689 nucleotides. RefSeq lists its product as uncharacterized. Bases 1 to 1689 code for a protein of 562 amino acids. The record is from RefSeq and is a predicted model, not a curated record. NCBI's taxonomy places the organism in Eukaryota, Fungi, Basidiomycota, Microbotryomycetes, Sporidiobolales, Sporidiobolaceae. The transcript is spliced from 7 exons.